UUUUUCCUUCUUAAUUUCCACCCUUCUUUUUUCUCUCUCACUUUCAAUCUCACUAAAUUUGAAGACAACAAGAAUAAAGUAGAAGCUCCCACUCCUUUCCACCAAUGGAGAAAGUAGAAAGUUCGAUUCCCACGACUGAAGAAGAACCGGCGGCGGCGAUGGCGGCGAUGACGGCUCACCAUUUAACGGUUCCGCCCGGUUUGACCCCGGAGGAGUUCGAGUUUCUGAAGCCAGCGGUGAUCGAGCACCACAACUACCGGAUCGAGUCAGGCCAGUGCUCCUCCCUACUCGCGCAGUCCGUCCACGCGCCGCCGAAGGAGGUGUGGUCGAUCCUCCGCCGGUUCGACAAGCCGCAGACGUACAAGCACUUCAUCAAGAGCUGCAGCGUGAGGGACGGCUUCGCGAUGGAGGUCGGCGAUCUGAGGGACGUGAGCGUGAUAUCCGGUCUGCCGGCGGCGACGAGCACCGAGAGGCUCGACGCGCUGGACGACGAGCGGCGCGUGACGGGGUUCAGCAUCGUCGGAGGGGACCACAGGCUGAGGAAUUACAGGUCGGUGACCACCGUGCACGAGGUGGAGCGACGUGAGGUCGGGAUCUGCUCCGUCGUGAUGGAGUCAUACGUCGUGGAUGUGCCGGAGGGGAACACGGAGGAGGACACGCGCCUCUUUGCUGAUACGGUUGUCAAGCUCAAUCUGCAGAAGCUGGCUUCAGUCGCCGAAGCCAGCGCGUGUGAUUAACGUACAGGUAAUUAAUCGAUUAAUUACUUUGCACACGCUCAAAAAAUUAGAACUGCCAAAAAUGUUUUAAAAAAAAAGGAAUUUUUUUUUUUUUUGUUUUUUUUGUUUUUUUUUUUGUUUUGAAAUUGUAUUUUGUUGGUUGUGGUUAAUUUGUAAAGGGGGCUGGGUAUAAAGUUGUGUGAAUAUUUUUAUUUUGGCUCAACUACUAUAAGAUGUGUAUUGGAAAAUUCACUUCGUAAUCUGGAAUUAUUCAAUCUAAACAAACCCCAAUUCAGGUGUAGUUAUAUGUAAAAUUUUCUAGUCUUUCGAAUUAUUUUAACAAUAAAUUUGAUUUUUUUUUUUCUGUUU
Molecule: messenger RNA, 1085 nt
Organism: Erythranthe guttata (spotted monkey flower)
Lineage: Eukaryota; Viridiplantae; Streptophyta; Magnoliopsida; Lamiales; Phrymaceae
Gene: PYR1
Product: Polyketide cyclase/dehydrase and lipid transport superfamily protein
Biological process (GO): abscisic acid-activated signaling pathway
Cellular component (GO): cytoplasm; nucleus
Molecular function (GO): abscisic acid binding; signaling receptor activity; protein phosphatase inhibitor activity
Source: RefSeq, a predicted model, not a curated record